CUUGAUUUAAUUCCGGAAAAUCAAUUCUUUUCCCUUUUUUUUCUUUUCUGGCUUAAAGAUGAACAAAUUUGUUAUAAUAUGAUUGGUGAUCUUAUUUAUAGAUUAUUUAUACAAAGUUACCUUAUUAUACACAGUUACCUUAAUAGUACCUUAAACAGUACCUUAACAGAUAUGUACUUACAAUCAAUCAAAUGUUAUUUACAUAUUUGCCUCAUGAGGGUUAUUAUUUUACUUGUGAGAUCAUAAGGUCGCCAAUUUUUUUUUUUUUUUU
This is a messenger RNA of Rhizophagus irregularis DAOM 181602=DAOM 197198, 271 nucleotides long. The record is from RefSeq and is a predicted model, not a curated record. Lineage: Eukaryota; Fungi; Glomeromycota; Glomeromycetes; Glomerales; Glomeraceae.